AAUGUUGGUCUUAGACAAUCAUAUGGGAUUACUUCAGCAAAGAUAAACGUAAAGGACCGGAACAUUGAAUACGGAUCAUAUUGAACAAUGAUAACAACGUUUUCUGUUGCUUUGGUUUUCGUUUUGUGCGGAAUAGAAACAGACGCAACUGACUGCAUUAGCAGACAAGAAUUUGACGAAUUUAAGACAAAUGUUUUUAACCAAAUUGAGAAACUAACCCUGGAAAAUGACAGGCAAUCCGUACAAAUAGAGCAUCAGAGGAAAAAAAUUCUGGAUUUAAUGAAUUCGUUGGCAAAGUAUGAAGAAGCAUCAACUAAUUUAAGUCCAGAAGAUUCAACAAACAUUUCUAACGACAGUAUACCUUUGAAACAUUCAAGGUUAUUCAGAAAAGAUUCGUUGAUAUCAAAAUCGCCAGUAAAAGGAACAGUUAAAAAAACUAGAUUAUUAACAUCUCAAGGAUCAAUGACAACUGUCAUGGCAGACGUAGUUGCCUUUUAUGCCUACCUUACAAAUACAGAAACAAACCCAGGGCCGCAUCAUGUAAUCGUAUAUGACCAUGUCGUGACGAAUUCUGGAAAUGGAUAUAACAAGCACUCUGGAGCAUUUACAGUCCCAAAAGCAGGCAUGUAUGUGUUUUCCUGGACAACAUUUGUUGACCCAAAUUCGUAUUUUCCAAUUGAACUCGCGGUCAACAGUCAUCGGGCUGGUAUAGUUUUCGUGCAUGCCAGUACAACUUUUAAUGGAGUUACUGGCUCAGUCGUUAUUCAGCUUCAGCAGGAUGACGUGGUUAUGGUAAGGUCAGAACCCGGAUAUAACCCCAGUGGAAACAUUUACAGUGACAACAAAAUGAAAACGACAUUCUCUGGAUGGUGUAUUUCAUGUUCGAGUUAAAAACUAUGUUUUGAAAUGAGAAUUCAUAAAUAAAUCGAUUUCUCGUUGAUGAAA
This is a messenger RNA of Magallana angulata, 945 nucleotides long. RefSeq lists its product as uncharacterized. The record is from RefSeq and is a predicted model, not a curated record. Gene Ontology annotation, molecular function: protein binding. Bases 88 to 891 code for a protein of 267 amino acids. NCBI's taxonomy places the organism in Eukaryota, Metazoa, Mollusca, Bivalvia, Ostreida, Ostreidae. The transcript is spliced from 2 exons.